This is a messenger RNA of Hypomesus transpacificus, 1829 nucleotides long. RefSeq names its product phosphatidylinositol glycan anchor biosynthesis, class B (gene pigb). The record is from RefSeq and is a predicted model, not a curated record. Gene Ontology annotation, molecular function: alpha-1,2-mannosyltransferase activity. Gene Ontology annotation, biological process: GPI anchor biosynthetic process. The coding region runs from base 99 to 1694 and encodes 531 amino acids. Gene Ontology annotation, cellular component: endoplasmic reticulum membrane. The transcript is spliced from 12 exons. Lineage: Eukaryota; Metazoa; Chordata; Actinopteri; Osmeriformes; Osmeridae.
CUAAACACGGAACUCGUGUUCAGUGGUGCUGUUCCCAGCCUGUUCCUCAGAUUACAUUGUAAUAUCAUGCCAUUUCAACGUUACUUUCGAUAAGGUGCAUGGAAGUAAUGGACAGGAUUCGUGCGCGCUUAAACACAGGGAACAAGACAUUUUCUGAGCCCAUUAAACUACGGAAAAGAAAAUCUCAGCUUUACAGUAAAGAAGAUACAUGUCAUUUUGACAAAGGUGUGUUUGGGGUCAGUGUCUCUGUGUUCUCUGUGACUUUCCGUCUGAUCAACUGCUUCCUGGUCCAGACCAGCUUCGUACCUGACGAAUACUGGCAGUCCCUUGAAGUCUCCCAUCGCAUGGUUUACAACUAUGGCUACUUAACCUGGGAAUGGAAAGAAGGAUUACGAGGAUUCUCUUACCCUCUGGUUUUUGCCAUAAUUUACAAGAUCCUGCACUUCACAAACUGUGACUCAGUUCAACUCUUGGUAUGGGCACCACGUGUUCUCCAAGCCCUCCUAGCUGCCCUGGGUGACAUCAAGCUCUACUCUCUCAUUCGAACACUUGAGCCUUCGGACACUGCUAGAUGGACGCUGUUCUGCCAACUGUCAUCCUGGUUCACGUGGUAUUGCUGCACCAGGACAUUGACCAACACCAUGGAGACCACUCUCACUGCUCUGGCACUGUGCUACUAUCCUCUGCCUGGCACUAAAACACACAGCAGCCCCAAAUAUUUGACCCUGGUUGCCAUGGCAGUCAUUGUUCGUCCGACAGCCUUGAUUGUGUGGCUUCCUCUUCUUCUGCAGCACUUCUGGAGAGAGAACAACAAGCUAAGACUUGUCACUCACCACUGCCUGCCCAUAGGGGCUUUGACUCUUGGCGUAUCAACCUUGAUCGACUGUAUAUUCUAUGGAAAGACUACCCUAGUGCAGUACAACUUCCUAAAGUUUAACAUAUUGCACAAUGUGGCAGAGUUCUAUGGCUCCCACCCCUGGCACUGGUACCUCAGCCAGGGCUUUGUGGCUGUCAUCGGACCCCAUCUGCCUCUCUUCCUCCAUGGAUGUAUGCUGACCCCAAAGAAGUACAGGAUACUGUUGGUAACUGUGAUCUGGACAGUAGCGGUUUACAGUUUGCUCGCUCACAAGGAAUUCAGAUUCAUCUAUCCUGUUGUACCACUGUGCAUGGUGUUCUGUGGUAUUUCAUUGGCCAGUCUGAAAGCCUGGAGGAAAAAGGUAGCUUGUGUCCUACUGGUGUCCAACCUGGUUCCUGCUCUGUACACUGGUCUGGUUCACCAGAGAGGAACCCUGGAUGUAAUGGGCCAUCUUCAGACCCUGUGUCACACCAGCCAGUCUGCAGGCUCCAUUCAACCGGAUAUAUACUUCCUCAUGCCCUGCCACUCAACUCCUUUCUACAGUCAUGUUCACUGUCCAAUGAGGAUGCGUUUUCUGGAGUGUCCUCCAGACCUGCAUGGAAAUAGCAGCUAUGUAGAUGAGGCAGAGCACUUCUUUGACGACCCUCUCCUUUGGCUGAGGGACUCUUUUCCAUACAAGUCCUCGCUGCCUACCCACCUGGUGCUCUUUGAUGUUUUGGAGAAGGAGAUUUCUGUAUUCCUCAAAGGAAAUAAAUACAUCAGAAGCCCUGAGAUCUUCCACACUCACAUGCCAGAGGGUCAUGUUGGAGGAAGCAUCUUCGUCUAUGAGAGGCACUGAGAUGUAAAGUCACAUGAUGGUGGUAAAUGUGCUGAAAUAAUGACUCAUAAAAGGCUUUAAUGUUGCUUUCUCUCCAUCUAACAUUGUAGUGAACACUGUACUAAAUUGUUAAUAAAUUAUUUUUUUAAAUGAUAA